Messenger RNA from Dicrocoelium dendriticum, 681 nucleotides. The record is from the annotation of a GenBank genome assembly. NCBI's taxonomy places the organism in Eukaryota, Metazoa, Platyhelminthes, Trematoda, Plagiorchiida, Dicrocoeliidae.
AUGGUUGAGCGUUUUCAUCGUCAACUUAAAGCUGCGCUUACUGCUUCACAGUCGAACUCACAAUGGUCAGAACGUCUACCGAUUAUCUUGCUUGGUAUUUGUAACACCAUUAAAGAAGACAUUGGCUGUUGUCCCGCUGAAUUGGUCUUUGGCACUACUUUCAGGCUCCCUGGAGAAAUGGUGCUAGACUUAAGGGUUACUGGAGAAGUUGAUCCGAUCUCGUACGUCACACGCCUGAGGCAGCACUUCAGUUCAAUUCGUCCAACGCCACCUCGAAUCAGUCCUCGGAGUCAACAGGCACACCCGGAUUUGCGCACAUGCCUCUUCGUUCUCGUGCGCUUCGAUUCCGUCCGUGAACCUCUGACACCGCCCUACGAGGGCCCCUUCAAGGUUGUUGCCCGGAAAGAGCAUUACUUCGUGUUGGAUAGAAAUGGUUAUCAGGAUACUGUGACUAUUGACCGCCUGAAGCCGGCGUACAUCGAGUCACGACCCAUACCGAAACCCACAGACAUUCCUGUCACCGACCAGCUCACCUUCCCAAGUACGCCUCCUACGCAGCCCAUGUCUGACACCUCUGUUCCCUCUUCCGCACCCCAAGCACCUCACGACAAAACUCGAAAUCGCAUCAUCGAACACCCUUCGGACGUACAGUUGUUCUCCCUUCCAGACUACGGUAAAUGA